AUGCAACACGCGCCCAUGCUGGAGUCGAGGUCAGAAGAAGUCAUGAGCAAGACGCACGCUUACCCUGAGCCUUUCGUGGUCCCACCGCGACAAGAACACACCCAUAGCUUCAUCCUGCUUCACGGCCGUGGAAGUAAUGGAGAGAAGUUUGGCGUAGAAUUGCUCAAAACCAGGACCGGUACUUCCAACUCUGAGCCUGCGGACAUGCCUGUCAAAGGAGGAAUAUUACAGCAUGCGUGUCCAGGAACCAAGUUCAUCUUCCCAACCGCUAAAAAGCGGCGCGCCAGAUGGUACAAGCGCGCAUCUAUCAAUCAAUGGUUUGAUGGCGUGCCGAUCGAUGCACAGGAGGAUGGCGUUACCAAGGACCAAGAAGAGUGGCAGCUCGAAGGAUUGAGGGAGUCACGCGCAUUCCUGAAGACGAUCGUUGACCUCGAAGUGAAUGCGGUUGGAGCCGGCAACGUUUUCGUUGGUGGGAUGAGUCAAGGAUGCGCUAUGGCCUUGCAUUUCCUCAUGAGCUACGAAGGCGCUGAUGAGAACGGAAGGGCAUGUUCUGACGUGCCGCAUCUGGGAUGUUUCGUGGGCAUGAGCGGGUGGCUGCCGUUUCAGGACGACAUCAUGAGCGAGCUGGCCCCAAUAGAUCCAGGUGAGGACGAUGAAGACCUCUUUGCGACCUCGGAUGACGAGCAUGACGGCCAGAUAGACAACAUGGGCUUAUUUGAACACGACGCUGAUGGCUCAUCUGAGCGGUCUCCUGCAACCCGGGUCUGCAAUCUCGUUCGAGACAAUAUGGACCUACCGCCGAUCGCAUCCUCCAGUCCUCUCUGCCUCAGCACACCGGUAUUUCUUGGGCAUGGUAGAAGUGACGAAAAAGUCAACAUGGAGAGAGGUGUGCAAGCGGCUGACGCACUCAGGCAGAUGGGAAUGCAGGUCACUUGGAAGGAUUAUGACGAAGGGCAUUGGUACAAGGUCCCUCAGGAGAUCGAAGACAUCGUCCGCUUUCUUGAUGAUCUAUGA
Saxophila tyrrhenica is the source of this 1014-nucleotide messenger RNA. RefSeq lists its product as uncharacterized. Lineage: Eukaryota; Fungi; Ascomycota; Dothideomycetes; Mycosphaerellales; Extremaceae. Bases 1 to 1014 code for a protein of 337 amino acids. Gene Ontology annotation, cellular component: cytoplasm. The record is from RefSeq and is a predicted model, not a curated record. Gene Ontology annotation, biological process: protein depalmitoylation. The transcript is spliced from 2 exons. Gene Ontology annotation, molecular function: carboxylic ester hydrolase activity; palmitoyl-(protein) hydrolase activity.